GGCCCAGGAUACUGCUGGCAAGAAAGGGGCUUACAUGCAGGCAAUUAAGAGCAGGGAAGUGGGGGACCUGUGGCCUUUUCCCAGGUCCUGCUGUUCAACUGCUCACGUCGGCCUUUCUCUUGAAACCUCAGUUUCCCCACCUGUAAAUGGGAGAGUCAGCCCAGAGCACCGGUUUUCACCGGUGGCUUGCAGACCCUGCAUUUCUUGGAGGGGCUGGGCAUGGUGUGGACCGAGGGUGUGGGAGGGCUUAGGGGGAGGUUCCAGUUCCUGUCUUCCUUGAGCGACCCCCAGCCCAUUUCUCUAUUGAAUUUUAAACUUCGGCAUAAGAUUUUAUUUUAAAAACAGAAUCUUACUGACUUUUUAAAGUUUAAAAACGCUGCCUACAUGAUUGCUAAGGUUGUUUCCAAUACUCUGACUCUGUAAGACCUUGCAGCUUCUCUCUGCUGAGGCGGCGUGGACUGAACACAGCGGGGAUGUGUAACCUUCGAGCCGAUGCUCAGGGCACGAAGCGCGCGCGAGUCUCCCGGGCCCGGGUGUCGCCGGGCCACAGCAGAGGGCGGGGCGAGCGGUGCACAGAAAGCACCCUGCCCCGGGGGUCAAGAUAGGAGGCAGGACCUCGUGCAGCUGCCGUCCUGGAGAGUCCCCGGGCUCCUGGGAGCGCGCGCGCGGCCGCGAGCCCUGCGCCUCUGCGCACGCGCAAGGGCGCUUGCCCGGACAGUCAGCUCCCGCCGGCCCGGGGCCCGCCUUGUGGAUGCGCCUGUCCAGGGGGGCCGGAGAAAAGACAGUUGCGCUCAGAAAAGGGGCUGCCACGCCCCUGGCCGUUGCGAGGGCUCGGCCCUGGCGGGUGGAGCGGGAGCUGAUUGCUGUCGAGGCCGGGAGCAGGGCUGUCCCUCGGGUCGCCGCGGGCCCUGCCCGCCCGCGCGCGGGGCAGUAACGCUGUGCUCCCGUGUGUUCCAGUUCGGCAGGAGCGCGGCCGUCCCUGAGCACCUGCAGGGCCAGAACCAGCUCUACAACGAGCUCAAUCUAGGACGAAGAGAGGAGUACGACAUUUUGGAUAAGAGACGGGGCCAGGACCCUGAAAUGGGAGGGAAGCAGAGGAAGAGGACUCCGCAGGAAGGCCUGUACAAUGCGCUGCAGAAAGACAAGAUGGCAGAGGCCUACAGCGAGAUUAGGGUAAAAGGCGAGAACCAGCGGCGAAGAGGCAAGGGGCACGACGUCCUGUACCAGGGGCUCAGCACGGCCACCAAGGACACCUAUGACGCCCUCCACAUGCAGGCCCUGCCCCCUCGCUAACAGGCCAGCCCUGCGGACGCCCAGACCGUGAGACACAGGAUAGAGCAUGUACAGCCCACUUCUCCCGCAUUUCUCGGCCACCCAAGUAUUCCUGUCUGUGACUAGGAUGCCUUGGUCAUAUCUGAUUCUAAGCCGUCACACCCCGAACCUCGUCCCUGGACCGUUUAGGGGAGUGCGCCCCCGGUGACAGCCCUGGUCUGGGGCCUCCUGGUUUGCUGGUGACCAGGGGCAGAGCCCACCCCCCGUGGCCCCGCGCGCCCCCUCUCGCGGCGGCGGUGCGGAGUCUGCGUUUUGUAAAGUCCCCGGCAGAGCCCCAGGCGCCGGCACUCUCCCCGUGUCUGUAUCGUUCCGCCAGUGUUUGAGUGGCUUUGCUCCUGCUGUAAAUUUGGUUUCUGUUGUCUGCUUUCCCCUCCUUUCAAGGCCACUUGUAACGGGGCUGUGUCGCGCCUGCCUGGGGAAGGGCUGGGCACCGGGGUGGGGGCCUGGGCAGUGUGCCGGGGGCGGCGUG
Molecule: messenger RNA, 1801 nt
Organism: Microcebus murinus (gray mouse lemur)
Lineage: Eukaryota; Metazoa; Chordata; Mammalia; Primates; Cheirogaleidae
Source: RefSeq, a predicted model, not a curated record